GUUUAGCACUUUGCAACAUGAUCCAGGGAGAGGCAGGGCUCUGCGGCGCCGCGUCCUGCCCCGCCAGCCCACACAUGGACUCCCGGCGAGAGCCGCAGUAAAGCUGGGGAAUGAUAAAGACGUGAGCUCUGCGAUCCUGCUCCUCACACACACGGCUGCAUGAAUGAGCCCACACGAAGCAGAGACAGACAUGAGGGUGACGGGAAUCGCUGCCUACUGCGGUCUGCGUCAAACCUCCGGCUCCUCCAGGAGAUGAUGACCUCUGUGCCUCUUAUCAAAGGACUUUUGGGGGUUUUUGUGUGAUACUUAUGCUGCUAAACAGCCAGCAGGGCCGGCGAUGGUCCCCCCCAUCUUCAUCACCACUCCUCUCAGCAUCUGCAUUGUGAGGAGAAACGUCCUGCGGGAGUGGGGAUUUUGAAGGAGGUCAAUUUGCUGUAUUAGGGCCAUAGUUGGAUUAUCAUUUGGUUUUUUUUGCGUUGUUAUUAUUAUUGUCAUUACUUUUGCUGUCAACAUGAGUUCGCUGUUUUAUUCCGACACCCCGCCCGGGCCGGUGACCAGCGCCCUGCGCAACGACCUGGGCUCCAACAUCCACGUGCUGAAGACGCUCAACCUGCGCUUCCGCUGCUUCCUCGCCAAAGUGCACGAGCUGGAGCGGAGGAACCAGCUGCUGGAGAGCCAGCUGCAGCAAGCCCUGCAGCGGCCGCAGUACCAGCCCUUCACCCGGGACGUGGCCGUGCAGACGGACGGACCCGAGUCCCGGCUGCCCGGCACCAUCUGGAGCUUCACGCACGUCCGCCGGCACGGGGAGCGGCUGGAGACGCUCCGCGGGCCCGGCGUCACCUGGACGCACCCGGACGGAGUCGGGGUGCAGAUCGACACCAUCACCCCAGAAGUGAGGGCUCUGUACAACGUGCUGGCCAAAGUGAAGAGGGAGAGGGACGAGUACAGGAGAAAAUGGGAGGAGGAGCUGUCCAAGCGGCAGCAGCUGGAGUCUGCGGUGGAAUCUCUGCAGCAGGGUGCCCGUAAAUCAUCAGCGGUUCAGGAUGAGCUCAACGAGAAGGUGGACAGACUGAAGGCUGAACUCGUGGUCUUCAAGAGCCUGAUGGGUGACCAAAUGUCCGACCUGGACUGCAAGAUCCAGGAGAAAGCCAGGCGGGUGGACAUGGACAUCUGCAGACGGAUCGACAUCACGGCCAAGCUGUGUGACGUUGCUCAGCAACGCAACUCGGAGGACAUGUCCAAAAUGUUCAACGUCAGCCCCGCAAGGUCGCUCCCAGAAAAGGGCGCCAUGGCGUGCUGCAGGAAAAAAGAGCGCAAAGCUGUGUCUGAUGAGGAGAACUCGGAGAUGGAUGCCGACCCGAGCACUUCGGAGGACGAGCCUCCAGGAUCACUCAACAUCACGGAUGAGAUGAAACGCAUGCUCAGUCAGCUACAUUCCUCAGAUAACUCCUUUGUUGCCAGGCGCGAGACAUUCGAAAUCGACGAUGACUGUGACAGUCUGACGUGGGAGGAAAACGAGGAGACUCUCCUGCUGUGGGAGGACUUCGCAAACUACAAUGUUCCAUCCAACAUUGCCGCGACCAACUGCACAGCCGUGUCCCCCCGUGACGGCAGCAGCGCAGCACCGGAUCCAGUGAGUUCUGCCUGCACGAACACGGAUUCCCAGGAUGGAAGUCUUGGCAGCCUCAUUGAUGAAACAGAGUCACUAUUUAAGAACAGAGAGCAGGAGUACCAGGAGACCAUCGGCCAGAUAGAGAUGGAACUGGCAACGGCAAAGAGCGACAUGAACCGUCAUCUGCACGAGUACAUGGAGAUGUGCAGCAUGAAGAGAGGCCUUGACGUGCAGAUGGAGACCUGUCGGCGGAUGAUAAAAGGUGGCAGGAACUCUCCUUCUUUCAGCUCUGUGGCCAGCAGUGACUCAGGGAACACAGACGAGAUCCAGGACGAGAUCUCCGACAAGGAUACAGACGCUGAAGUCCCCGUUAGUUGAUGGCCGUACAGCCGGGCUCUGUCCCAUGUCUUCCCCUCUACCCCGACCCCCCCCACCCCGUACAAUCACAGGGGUUGAAAUGUGUAUAGAGCCCCAUCUCACUGUAGGUGGAACAACCUACAUCUGGGCCUGUUUGAGCAAGUAAAGUUUUGGUGCAAAGCCCAGAAUUGGUGCUUUUAUAUUAUUUCUGUUGUUUGGAAGUUGGUGUCGGGUGUAUUUGCUUCAAAAACAGAAAAGGGUGAAUACAGAAACCAAGCUGUGCUCUCUUCCUCACUGCUGCCUCGCUGAAUCCUUGUUCAGGCCUUCGCAUCAUUUUUGUGAGGGGAAAAAUAUAUAUAUAUAUUUUAAACUGGCUGAGAGGUAUUUUUUACCCCUGUUAAGGACCUUUUUAUAAAGGAAUCAGAUACAGUACAUAUUGUACUCUUCUAAAUAAAAUAAAAAAAACACAUCCAUCAUUUGAAUAUUAUUGUAUUUAUAUUAAAUUGCGACAAGUUGUUUCCUCCUCAAUUAGAAUACGGUCUUGUUUUUGUUAUUUGAGUCCAGGUGUGGUAUUUGCAGUCCAGAUGGGUUUAAAGUGAGAAAAGAGACAUGAGAAAGAAGAGGAAACAAAUAGUGUUGGAAUUUUGGUAGUAACUGAGGGAAACCUGCAGGUUUGCCAAAGCUGACCGAGGAAAGGAGCACAGCGUCUUCAUGUAUCGGUGCACUACUGACAUUCUAUGCAAUUUAGAUGGCCUUUUUGUUUGGACUGGCCAUCACCCUCGCGAGUUUCUCCUAAAGUCAUCAGCCUUUCAAGCAAAGCAGGUGUUUUUUUUUUUUUUAAAUGUUCAUUUCAUAGUCUUAUGAUAAUCUUUGUCAGGAGAUGUUUUUUCUCUUUUUAAUUGAACAUGAAGUGGAACAGUGGCCCACUCAAUUCUGUUAAUUUAUGGCAAUAAUCUAAGUGUUUGUCCUGAUUCAGCUGUAAUAUCAGUGAGGAAAUCUCUCAUGCUUUGCAGUUUAUUUGUGCACAUCAGCUCAAAUCGUUUGAAAUGGACCACGUUGAGGAGUUGUACUUAAAGAAGAACCUUAAUCAAAUGAAUGACAAAUUUAACUCAAAGCCAAACAACUCCCUUCAACCAUUUAAGCAAAACCAAAGGACACAUUUUAAAAAGCUUCUCUUUAAUCAUUAAUCAUUAUAUAAUCAUUUUUGUACAUUUUACUUUGAGUAAAACUUUUUUUGUGAUGCAUAGUCUCAGUAUAGAUUGUUAUAUUUAUGAUUGUAGACCAUUUUCUGCUGUCCUGCAGGGGGACUGUGUUUUUAGGACAGGCACCUCUCCAUUUUUAUUUUCUUCCAAACUGGGUUAAAGAUGUCAGACUGUACAUAGAGGGCUGUAAGCAUGUGAUCGUAUAUACCCCAGAGGCCUUGUGUUUAUAUUUUGCGACAGUCCAAGAACCUAUUGAGGCAGGGGAAAGGGAGUGUGAGUGAUCUUUUUAUCACCUCUUUGUAUUAUAACUGUAUGUACAGUUUGCUGGAUCAAAGACUAAGUGCUGCUUCUGUCAGAGAGCAGAGCAUUAAAAUAAAGGCCUUCUGUUAAAGCAUGCAGGUGGGAGGAUGAAAAGAUAACAGUUCUUUUUAUGGCACUAUAUUUUCAACUAAAAAGCUACAAUACAGACUGUGCGCUACGUUUUUAAUCAAAACUGUGUCUAACCUAAUCACUACAUAUUUGCACUUGAGGCAGAAAGUGUUUUUUUCCUUCUUCCCAGUUUUCAACCACUCGGUGUUAACCAAAAACUGUCGGCUUGUAUUAAUCCAGCGGGAGGGGCUACAUUUUUUUCUGUCCAUUUACUGAUCGCCUGCUUCAAUAGAACCAAUUAUAAUUAUCAGACAAGAGUGAGGAGCAGCAGGAAUUCAUGUUUAACUUUUUAUCUUUGAGUUGAUAUAAAACCAGCCAGAUAGGUAUCAAAGAGCCAUACUUUUAUGGGUACUGAACUCUGCGGCGGUGACAUCACAUGUUAUUUAACGACUUUAUGGCUGCAUCAUCCCGGAGCAGGGGGUCUGCUGUCGCUCACACCUCUCCGACCAUCACACUAACCAGCCGACCAAAGCAAAUGUGCACAGCGAUGGGACACAGGUGUAAUUCCAGCUAUGAAACCUACUAACUCUGGAGACAUCUGUGCAGUCUCUGUGCAACUUCUUUUCUUCAUUUAUAGGAAUGCAUACCUUCCCAGUAUCCAUAAUUAACUCUUCAAGUGUAUCAUCUGUAGUCUCCCACGUCACGAAGCAGGUUUCAUCGAUGUCUGUUGAAAAUGCUGCAGCAGCUCAGUUUGUGGAAUGUAGCUCGACUGGAGGCAUCCUCUAAACACUUAACACGUGAAAGCUGAGCAAAAACACGUCGCUGUUAAAAACCCAGGGAUACAUGGUGCGCUGUGGCCUGCUGACCUUGGUGUGUUUUGCUUUACUUUAAAAAAGAAAAUAGUUCUCACUCUGACCACUUAACAGUCUGCGAUAUACACGUAUGUAAACCAAGUCCUGUUGGAUGUGAAUGUUUCAUACAAAAAAAAUGGUUUUAUACAAGCUUUUCUCUUCUUUCUUUUUUAUCUGUAACACAUUGGUAUCAUAUGGUUGAGUUAAACUGUUUUCCACGUCUGCUGUCAACAUCACCGUCACUCUUCAUUUCAGAAACUUUACAGGGAGGCAAAAGCUGCAGCAAUAUUUAGUUAAAAGCUGCUGAGUCACAUCAGAAACUGGUUUUGGCAUUUAAACUGCCUCGCAGGUUCCUGUUCACUUCGAGUGGCUGAUUUAUCUGCCUUUAUUUAAAUUCUUUCUCUUGUCGUUAGGUUUGUAAGUUUUAUUAUUUUUGGUUUAAGCUAUUCAUAAAAUGUAUCCAUGUGGGUGUAGGACAGAAUUAGUUUCAACUUUAUGAAUGUACUCAAUUGAUAUUGGGGUGAAAUGAAAUAAAGUGGAUUUUUUUUCCAAAAUAAAA
Cololabis saira (Pacific saury) is the source of this 4950-nucleotide messenger RNA. It is a transcript of the gene iffo2b, whose product is annotated as intermediate filament family orphan 2b. NCBI's taxonomy places the organism in Eukaryota, Metazoa, Chordata, Actinopteri, Beloniformes, Belonidae. The transcript has 8 exons. The record is from RefSeq and is a predicted model, not a curated record. The coding region runs from base 512 to 1990 and encodes 492 amino acids.